Messenger RNA from Angiostrongylus costaricensis, 501 nucleotides. The record is from the annotation of a GenBank genome assembly. Lineage: Eukaryota; Metazoa; Nematoda; Chromadorea; Rhabditida; Metastrongylidae.
AUGCUCGAGACUGAGCAGCUGAACAACUGCGUUACUAUCCCGCUAGUCUGUUCUACUCUGGAUUGGAACAAAAUAGCGAAUGGAGUUCUGGGUUUCACUAGAACCAUAACGGAAAUCAGAGUAUAUGGACUACAAACAACCCAAGUACAUCUAAUCUACACAAGGUAUUCGGCCAAUUUUGAGUUCGUUUUGGAUUUCAAUUGUCAAAUCGCCGAAGACGAAACGAAAUUCUUAAAAUUUUCCACGCAAACACGACUGCUAUCGCAGUCAAUGGUUGUCGGAUUUGCAGACACAAUACAGUUGGAACGGCUUACCCCUGAUCAAACGCUUUGGUCGCAACGAUCUUGUUAUUUGACGAGUUUCGAUAAAUUUUACUACCAACAACCAUAUGCACAACAACGCACUAUGAUGUAUCCAGUUCGAACAAACUGCCAGUAUGUGUGGUGCAACCAAAACCGAUAUAGGUGGAAUUAUCGGCCUAUUGGUAACAUUUCAAGGUGA